AUGACGAAACAACCCUGGUGGAACAACGAACUGCAACGUCUUCGGAAUCGUUUGCGCAAAGCUCGGAAACGAUAUUUUCGGUCGAAAUCGGAACAGCAUAAAGUUGAGCUACGUGACUUAGAGGGCGAAUAUAACUCUUUGCGCGCGCAAUGCUUUAGCUGCUACAUUCGUCGAACCGAGGAGAACAUCAAGGACGAUCCAAGCACUUUUUGGUCAUUUGUUAGGAGCCGGAAGCAGAUGAAUGGAAUUCCUCAGCGUGUCUGCUACAAUGGAGUUACAGCUGAAACGUCACUCGAUUCAGCACAUUUGUUCUCGUCUUACUUUCGGAGCGUGUUAAGUGAAAACCGAUCACCUUCGUCUGAAGCGUACUUGGACAGUUUGCCGCGUUAUGACCUCAACGUUUCGCUAUUCAGUUUUUCAACAGAUGAUGUGCUGAGAAAGCUUCAACAGAUGGACAACUCUAAAAGCAUCGGACCUGAUCGACUUUCACCAUUUUUUAUUCUAAACUGCGCUGCCUCGCUGAGCGGUCCCAUUUCCAUGCUCUACAAUCUUUCAAUGUCGGAAGGUACGUACCCGUGA
This is a messenger RNA of Armigeres subalbatus, 579 nucleotides long. RefSeq lists its product as uncharacterized. The record is from RefSeq and is a predicted model, not a curated record. The transcript has a single exon. The coding region runs from base 1 to 579 and encodes 192 amino acids. NCBI's taxonomy places the organism in Eukaryota, Metazoa, Arthropoda, Insecta, Diptera, Culicidae.